Molecule: messenger RNA, 908 nt
Organism: Camellia sinensis
Lineage: Eukaryota; Viridiplantae; Streptophyta; Magnoliopsida; Ericales; Theaceae
Source: RefSeq, a predicted model, not a curated record
GCUCAGUAUGAUUCUCAAUGAAACAUUGCGACUAUACCCACCAAUCGUGGCGACAAUCAGACGGACAAAAGUUGAUGUGAAGCUCGGAGGAUGCAUGAUCCCCCGUGGAACCGAGCUCUUGAUACCAAUCUUGGCCGUUCAUCACGAUCAAGCCAUAUGGGGCAAUGAUGUUAAUGAAUUCAACCCCUCUCGUUUCUCUGAUGGCGUAGCCCGUGCAGCGAAGCAUCCUGUGGCGUUCAUUCCAUUUGGCCUUGGGGUCCGCACUUGCAUCGGUCAAAAUCUGGCGAUCCUACAGGCAAAGCUUACACUCGCGAUCACACUGCAACGCUUCUCCUUUAGCUUGGCCCCACAUUAUCAACAUGCACCAACGGUCCUGAUGCUUCUCUACCCACAAUAUGGUGCACCAAUCAUCUUUCGACGUUUGGUUGAUCGAGAAGUUGUUCAAGACCAAAGAUCUUAAAUUUUUAAAACAUCCCAAGAUGUACCUAUCAUUUGUGUGAGAGCAUAUAGUUUUUUACAUUGGAGUGACCAAGGUUUCAUUGUUUCAUUUAUUAUCUUUUAGGAACUAGGAUAUAUUAUUAUAUAUAUAUUUUUUAUUACUUCCCACUACAUGUUCCAUCUGAGCUAUAUAUACUAACCCCCAAGUGGCCAUGCUCUAGUUUUUUCCCAAAUUGUCUGGAUUAUUGGCACUAGCUUUAGGAUUUUAGUUAGUGGCUAAUUGUUUUGUCUUCAUUUAUAUGUGCACAAUUAGCUAACCCAGUUUUGUAAUAUCAUACAUUGAAGAAUGUCAAAUGGUUGGUUUUCAUUAGUAAGUUUGCAAAGCUUCUAAGUACUAUUUAAGGUUAGUUCUAAUUACAUCAUAAGUUUGGUUGGUGGCUCACCAACUUUGAGGUGCUAGUAAAUGAUAG